Verticillium dahliae VdLs.17 is the source of this 1618-nucleotide messenger RNA. RefSeq lists its product as uncharacterized. Gene Ontology annotation, molecular function: DNA-binding transcription factor activity, RNA polymerase II-specific; RNA polymerase II cis-regulatory region sequence-specific DNA binding. Gene Ontology annotation, biological process: regulation of transcription by RNA polymerase II. Bases 1 to 681 code for a protein of 226 amino acids. The record is from RefSeq and is a predicted model, not a curated record. Lineage: Eukaryota; Fungi; Ascomycota; Sordariomycetes; Glomerellales; Plectosphaerellaceae. The transcript has a single exon.
AUGGUGGAUUACUGGGGUGGUGGAACACUAGGAACACUGUUACUUGGCCAGUCGGUCGUGCCUCUGCCUUCCUCGGCCCGCGAUGACAAGGACAGCGUUCUACCCGAAGCAGAGCCAGAAGCCCAUUCUAAUACCACGAAUACUACAGCUCAGGGCGCUUUGUCCUCUGACUACUUCGUCCUCGCUUCCAGCGGGUCAGUACCGGUCGCAUAUGGCCCAUCUCACGAGACGGAACACCAGCCGCUGCAAGCACAGUUGUCAUCCAUCCAGCCAAAACGCCGUGGUCGUCCCCCAAAGAAGAGACCGGCGCAGGACAAGGAAACCAGUCCAAGGACGGUAGCCCCCGGGACCAAAUUCGAUCGCUACUCGUCGGCUUUCUCCAUCGACCUAUCACCCUCCCCUCAGACCGAUAAGCCAGCGUCCGGGUCGGACAAGAAGACGCGCCUUCGCGCCCGCAAUCGCGCAGCCGCCGACAUGUACCGUGCCCGCAAGCAGCGUGGCAUAGAGGACCUGCAGGCCCAAGAGGACGCCAUCAGCGCCGUCAACGAGAGCCUCCAGGAAAAGUACGCCAAGUUGCGCGGCGAGGUGCUCAUGCUCAGGGACAUGGUCCUCCAACAUGACGGCUGCGGUGGUCCCUUCAUCGAGAGCUAUACCAAAAACGCCGCGGUCAACCUGUCGUAGAAGCCCAACAUCACGAAGACGAAUCGCGACAGCUCCUCUCGCACCGCCAUCUCGCCCGCGGUCAGUUGUCUCCUGUCACGCCGCAGGGGCAGGGCGCCUGCGGCUCGCCCCCCUUCGAUGCAGAAAGCGACAACGGUCUCCGUUUUGACUGGAACAUGGCAUGGCCCGGCAUGGACUUCCAACAUGACGGAGGACAAAUGGAAGGCACGCCGACCAUACAUCCUUACGGGGACUACUAGGGGGUGGUUGGCGACCGCGUCGACAAGACGGCGCGCCCUGUUGGGGGAUACUUUGGGAGUACGUAAUGGAUCUUGAUCACGUCAAACUAUAGGUGUAUUUGAGGUUUAUCGAGAAUGAAACUCCAUAAGGUAAUGACGGGUUGGCUCGCGCCGCAAGGCAUACAGGUCGGCAUGUCCAUCACUACACGGCCUGAGCGGGUGCCCAUGAUUCGGGGCCAGAGAGAUCGCGGGAUUCAUGUUGCAUCCCACCAACACAAAGAGUACGUCCACUCGCGAUGUCCUGUACCAACGGAGCUGAAUGCUUUUUGGCCCUAGAGCUCCAAACAUUCCUGCUGUAAGGUCCUGUGCACCCCCGGCAAAUGUCAUGUGGCCCAAUUGCGAGACACUAGAGCCCGGAUCUGUUCCGGUAGCUUGGGUGAGGGGCUCAGGGUAUAUUUGUGUCAGACAUACGGGCCCUUAUCAGGGCUAACUUCGACGUCUUGGGAGAGAUCAUUAAUUAUCACGAGAAAAAAAGUUCUUUUUCGUGAUUGUGUUCCUUGUUGGCUUCUGGCCAUCCUUAUGUAGACCUCGUCUGCGAGUCAACCCGGAUCCGGCAGUUCAUGUGGCUAUCCGGAUCCGGUCAUGGAUGUCCUGCAAACAGGAGUUGUCUGACAAUUUGGCAGCGAAAACCCUCCAAGCCGCGUCUGUUGGGGAUUUCC